AUGGGGCCCCAGGUGCCCCCGCAGCUGGCUUGGAAAUGGCAAGUACUGUACAUGUUGUCCUUGUCUGGCUGGGGCUGGGUGUCUGGGCAGCUCCGAUACUCGGUGGUGGAGGAGUCUGAGCUGGGGACACUGGUGGGAAAUGUGGCUCUGGACGUGGGCUUGAAGAUGACAGAACUGGAGAGCCGCCGGUUGCGACUGGGCUCCGAGGAAAGCCGCCGGUAUUUUGCCCUGAAUCUGGCCAGCGGCGCCCUUGUGGUCAACCAGAAGAUCGACCGGGAAAGGCUGUGCGGAGCCACCACCAGUUGCCUGUUGCCAGUGCAGGUGGUUACUGAGCACCCCCUGGAGCUGUUCCGUGUGGAGGUGGAAAUCUUAGACCUCAAUGACAAUUCCCCCAGCUUCAGCACCCCAGAGCGAGAGGUGAGAAUCUCUGAAUCAGCUGCUCCAGGGGCGAGAUUUCCUCUGGACAGUGCCCAAGAUCCCGAUGUGGGUACCAACACUGUGAGCUCUUAUAUGCUCAGUCCUAAUCUCCAUUUUUCCCUGGAUGUGAAGACGCUUAAAGACGGGAGGUUAUUCCCCGAACUGGUCCUGGAGCGAUCCCUGGACAGAGAGGAGCAAUCGAACCACCAGCUGGUGCUCACUGCGGUGGAUGGGGGCACUCCGGCCCUUUCGGGCACUACUCUUGUUUCCAUUACUGUGCUGGACAUAAAUGACAAUGCGCCGGUUUUCGAGCCCUCUCUGCUAAGGGUGACCCUCCCGGAAAACACGCCCCCGGGUAAGCUACUAGUCCGCCUCAAUGCCACAGAUGCUGACUCGGGCCCCAACGGCCAGCUGGAGUAUUCUUUUGCGGACCACACAUCAGAGGCGGCCCGGGGGCUCUUCAGCCUGGAUUCCCGCAGUGGCGAGAUCCGAGUACUGGGGCCCGUGGACUUCGAGGAAUCGAGUUUCUAUGAGCUCCACGUGCGGGCCCGGGACCAAGGCCAGCCCUCUAUGGAGGGCCACAGCGUGGUGCAGAUAGAGGUAGAGGAUGCCAACGACAAUGCCCCUGAGGUACUGCUCACCUCCUUGGUAAACCCAGUGCCCGAAGACACACCUGUGGGUACUGUGGUGGGACUGUUCAAUGUGAGGGACCGAGAUUCAGGCGUGAACCGACGGUUGACCCUGGAAAUCUCUCCUAAUCUGCCCUUCCAGAUUAAGCCCUUUGAGAACCACUACUCACUGCUGACCAGUGAGAGACUGGACCGGGAGGCCACUGCUCACUACACCAUAGAGCUGCUGGCCCGAGACACUGGCUCUCCUCCGCUACAAACCAGCCUCACCAUCCUACUCAAUAUCUCCGAUGUCAACGACAAUGCGCCUCGAUUUUCACAGCAGUUCUACAGCGCCUAUAUCGCAGAGAAUCGGCCUCCAGGCUCUCUGCUCUGCACAGUGGCAGCCUCGGACCCCGACGCUGGAGACAACGCCCGCCUCAGCUAUUCCAUCGUAGGAAGUCAGAUCCAGGGCACCCCGGCCUCCUCCUUCAUCUACAUUAAUCCCGAGGACGGACGGAUAUUUGCCCAGCGUACUUUCGAUUAUGAGUUACUACAGGUGCUUCAGAUCACUGUCGGGGUUAGGGACGGGGGCUACCCGGCCCUGCGCGCCAACGCCACUCUGCAAGUGUUCGUUCUAGAUCAGAAUGACAACUCGCCGACAGUGUUGCAUCCUCGUCCAGGCCGAGAGGCUGCCUCCCCCCAGAGGCUUCGGCGCUCGGCUCCCCCGGGUUCCUUAGUCACCAAGGUUACGGCAGUGGACGCCGACUCGGGCCACAACGCCUGGCUCUCCUACUCGCUGUUGCCUCAGUCGACAACCCCAGGCCUUUUCCAAGUGUCAGCUCACAGCGGAGAAGUCCGCACAGUCCGUGCCUUGCAGGAGGGUGACUCAGACACUCAGCUGGUGGUAGUUCUGGUGAGGGAUAAUGGCGAGCCCGCGCUUUCCUCCACUGCCACCGUGCUUCUGGUCCUGCAGGACGAGGAAGCCGAGGAGCUGCCCCAAUCCAGCGACUUCCUCACGCACCCGCAGGAGGGCUCCAAUCUCACCCUCUACCUUAUUGUAGCACUGGGCUCCGUCAGCCUCCUCUCCCUGGUCUCUUUCACCUUUUUGUUAGCUAAGUGCCUGAGGAGGGGCGGGAAUGGAGAAGGCUGCUGCAAACGCCAAGACUCGCCUUCCAGGGAUUUCUAUAAGCAGUCUAGUCCCAAUGUGCAGCUGAGUUCUGACGGCACUCUUAAGUACAUGGAAGUAACUCUUCGGCCAGCUCAUUCACAGAGCCAUUGCUACAGGACUUGCUUCUCUCCGGCCUCUGAUGGAAGCGACUUCACUUUCCUGAGGCCACUUAGUGUCCCACAGCCCUCGGCUUUGGCCUUGGAGCCUGACGCCUGCCUGUCUCGCUCCAAUACACUGAAGGAGCCGGGCCAGCAAGCCCCGCCCAACACGGACUGGCGUUUCUCUCAGGCCCAGAGACCAGGCACCAGUGGCUCCCAGAAUGGUGAUGAAGGAGGCACCUGGCCUAACAAUCAAUUUGACACAGAGAUGCUUCAGGCAAUGAUCUUGGCUUCCGCCAAUGAAGCUGCGGAUGGAAGUUCGACCCUUGGCGGUGGGGCAGGCACCAUGGGGCUGAGUGCCCGCUAUGGGCCCCAGUUCACCCUGCAGCACGUGCCUGACUAUAGGCAGAACGUGUACAUCCCUGGCAGCACUGCCACCUUGGCCAACGCUGCUGGGAAGAGAGAUGGCAAGGCCCCUGCAGGUGGCAAUGGAAACAAGAAGAAAUCUGGCAAGAAGGAGAAGAAGUAGGGUCAGCAUUAGGUCCCAAGCACAGGGCCACAGGGCAACUCCCCUUCCACCACUCUAAGACUCCCUCCAGUUCCCUGAACCCUCAGAAUGUAGGGGAUCACCCUCAGGCUGCUGGUGGGAGAUAUGGUGACCCCUCCCUCUUGGGAAACACAAAUAAGUGCCCUGUGAAUACCCCCUUCUGUGCCUCCAGAGGGAUUGAAUAUGCAAAGGGGGUACUGCCACAAGUCCCCAAUACAAAUGCUGUACCCAUGGGAACAGUGUAGAUACAGAGAUUCAUAUAUAACUCCCCUUCUUUCCUCUAUCCUUAGUUUAGAAGCCCCAGUUACGUUUUAAAUUCCCAUACACCCCGUCCACCUCCCAUCAACAAGAUUGACUCUGUCUCCCCCUCCCAAACUUCUCAUCUCCCCCUCCCUUCGUUGGGUAUUAUGAGACCUUAGGCUGAGUGGCCUUAAGAUCUGGGGAAUGGGGACAGGCCUGUGCUUGUCUCAUACCUGUGGAGAGUUGUGGAAGCACAGUAAUCGCUGACUCCCACUUCCUAAACCAACUUCAAAUAUUUUAACUUCUCUUACUUAUUCUUACCCCUUAUCCCUCCAGUGCCUGAAAUCAUAAGUAGAUCACAGGUGCUUGGGGACAAAUGUACUCAUCACCCCAUGAUGCUGGCGUGGACUGGAUUUGGGGAAAAUUUUCUACCCUCCGCCUCUGCCCAAGGCCCCAGUAAAUAGGGACCAGGGUUGGGUUAUGGGACCAUUUCCUUUCAGAGUUCAUCUCCUAUACUUUCUCCACCCCUUCAGCAAAAGAAUCCAUUGCAUGUUGGGAAAUAGCAUGGCAUGGUGGAAUGAGUAGGGAGGGUGUAGGGAGGGGGGGACCUUUCCACUAGAAAGACAGACAAGUCUUUGGUCAGGGUCUUUAAGAAGAGGUUGUGGGCUCUCUCACUACCAGUUACUGGUUGGGCUCCCUGAACUAAUCAAUCCCCCAUAUUCUCUAAUUGUCAGUGGACAAGAGUGCUCUGGGUCAGGCCUGGUCCCCUGGACACAAAGCCUCAGGCUCGUGGCUCUAGGGCAUGUCACCUUGGCCACAGGGGAUUUAAAGGGAACUAAAUGGCAUCCAAAUGAGAUCGAGUUCUUGCUUGGUAUAUAUAUGUACAUGGGGACACGUAUGGCCAUGUUUAGAUGGGGGGGGGGAGUAAUUCAGUAAUUCAGGCUAGGUCACCCGAACUAAGAGAAAUUUGCCAGGGCAAUGCAGACACAUUAAUGCUCUCUUUUUUCAUUUGGUAGGAAAGCAGAAAGGCUCCGUGCGGCCAGUCCUGGGGCACAUUGAGUAGUGCAGGAGCCACCCCCUCCCCCUCGAGUUUGUGCAUGGUGGUCUGACAUACAUCAUGCUCUCUGUCCCCAAACAUUAGGAAACAGACCCAGGAGCAGAGACAGCUGUCAGGGGAGGGAGGAGGGGCUCUCCUUUAGCUCCUCGUUAAGUCCGCCCCCCCCCCCCCCACCCUCUCAGGUGCCAUUUAUUCUACUUUGCCAUUCCCUGCCCUUUCCAGACUCUCCUGGGCCCCGGGUACUCCUUCCCACUGCUUAGACGUCCGCCUUCAUCUGUUCCUGACCUCGGCCCAAGCGGCCGUACUAGUCCUGUUUACACGAGGAGACCCUCCCUCCCUUUCGCCCCUCCUUAAUGUAGUGACUAGUGACCCUGCCCGAAACCCUUGAGCGCUGUAGAGUAGCCGUGUGUAGCUAGUGCCGUGUGCUUGCUUCUGUGAUGGCCGGCGGCCCGCGGGCCGGGGCUUUGUCUCCGCCUGGGCCGCUCGGUCCGUGCUGUGCUUAACGCCGUGUCCGUGCGCUGCAGCCCCCUCCCAGCAGCCUCGCCUCCCAGUGCCCACCUCCUUGCCCCUAAUAUAGAAGCUUCUCUCUAAUAGCCACGUAGCCCCUCCCCCCCCCGCAAGUUUUAUACUCUAAUAUUUAUAUAGCUUUUUUCUUUGGGAAAACAAUAAAACGGUUUCUUCUGA
Messenger RNA from Sarcophilus harrisii (Tasmanian devil), 4822 nucleotides. Its product is annotated as protocadherin gamma-C4. The coding region runs from base 1 to 2823 and encodes 940 amino acids. Gene Ontology annotation, cellular component: plasma membrane. Gene Ontology annotation, molecular function: calcium ion binding. The record is from RefSeq and is a predicted model, not a curated record. Lineage: Eukaryota; Metazoa; Chordata; Mammalia; Dasyuromorphia; Dasyuridae. Gene Ontology annotation, biological process: homophilic cell-cell adhesion. The transcript is spliced from 4 exons.